This is a messenger RNA of Passer domesticus (house sparrow), 4066 nucleotides long. RefSeq names its product ubiquitin like with PHD and ring finger domains 2 (gene UHRF2). Gene Ontology annotation, molecular function: protein binding; ubiquitin protein ligase activity; metal ion binding. The record is from RefSeq and is a predicted model, not a curated record. The transcript has 16 exons. NCBI's taxonomy places the organism in Eukaryota, Metazoa, Chordata, Aves, Passeriformes, Passeridae. Gene Ontology annotation, biological process: negative regulation of gene expression via chromosomal CpG island methylation; protein ubiquitination. Bases 571 to 3057 code for a protein of 828 amino acids.
CCUCGCGCCGCCGGGCACAGCGGCCGGAGCGCGCGGCGGGAGGGGGCGUGGCGGUGCCGCGUGCCCGCCUCGCUCCCCCCGCCCCCGCUGCCGCCCCCGCUGCCGCCCCGGCGUGCUGUCUGCACGGCCGCGGCCGGGCGCUCUCGCGAGAUCGGCGUUGGCGCCGUGACCUCCAUGUGAGCGCGGCGGCGCUCCCCGGUAAACAGAGCCCGGGCCGGGCGAUGGCUUCCGGCGCAUCCCCGUAGCCCUGCCCGCCGCCGGCCCGCCGGGACCCGCCGCGAUCCGCGCUGCCUCGGCGGGAUCGGGGAGCGCCGUGGGAUCUGCUCCGCUCCCCUUCCUUCUCCCGUACCCCGCCGAGCGGGACGGGCGGCCCGGAUUACGGGCGGGAGGGUCGCGCCCGCUCCGCCGGGUUUGAAAUUCCUGCCCCGUCGGGCCAGACAAAGAGCGGGGUAGCGUCCGGACUCCUCCCCGGCACCUCCCACGCCGCGGGCGCUCACCCGCGGAGCGGACCCCGUUCCCACCCGCUGCCGUGUCUCGCAUCCUUUGCCCGCGGGCGGGAGGGCGCGCACCAUGUGGAUCCAGGUCCGCACCAUCGACGGCACGGAGACCCAGACCAUCGACGACCUGAGCCGCCUCACCAAGAUCGAGUGCCUGCGGGAGAAGAUCGAGGAGACCUUCCGCGUGAGCCCCGACCGCCAGCGGCUCUUCUACCGCGGCAAGCAGCUUGAAGAUGGACACACUUUGUUUGACUACAAUGUUGGACUAAAUGACAUAGUUCAGCUUUUGAUACGUUCUGAUUCUGAAGCUCCUACCACUGCAUCUGUGACAGAUCAGGAUGGAGAAGUCAAUCCCUGUGCUGUUUCCAACUGCAAGAAUAAAGUAAAAAAAACAAACAGUGGAUCACCCAGUCAGCCAUCUACAUCAUCUCGCUCGUUUCUCAUUGAUCCUGGCAUUGGAUUGUACAAGAUAAAUGAAUUGGUGGAUGCCCGUGAUAUCAACAUUGGAGCCUGGUUUGAAGCUCACAUAGAAAAUGUUACCCGAGCAACAAAGGGACAUAAGAAUGGUAAAGCUCAAGGGAAGAGUGGUAGCACUUACAAAAGGACUAAUGGAAACUUAAAUCAAGAUCAUUCUAGAGAAAAUGCAAAUAAUUUGGACAGUACACCUUCCACAUCUUAUUCAGACUGUAUGGACACUGAUGAGGAAGCUAUUUAUCAUAUCAAGUACGAUGAGUACCCAGAAAAUGGCGUAAUAGAAAUGGACACAGUUAAUCUUCGACCCCGAGCAAGAACCAUUCUGAAGUGGAGUGAACUAAAAGUGGGUGAUGUGGUGAUGGUUAACUACAAUGUUGAGACACCAGAAGAAAGAGGAUUUUGGUUUGAUGCAGAAAUUACCUCUUUGAGAGAAAUCUCAAGGACUAACAAAGAGGUUCAUGCUAAAAUUCUGCUGGGAGGUCCAGAAGACACAAUAAAUGAUUGUAAAAUCCUUUUUAUAGAGGAAAUGUACAAGAUUGAAAAGCCAGGAGCCUAUCCAUUGACAUUUGGGGAUGGAGAUUUCAAAAGAAAAAGUGGCCCUGAAUGCAAGCACUGUAGGGCUGAUCCAGAUAAGGAGUGCCGGUUUUGUUCGUGUUACUUGUGUGGUGGCAAACAGGAUGCUCACAUGCAACUCCUGUGUGAUGAAUGUAAUAUGGCUUAUCAUAUAUACUGCCUGAACCCUCCUUUAAGCAAGAUACCAGAAGAUGAAGACUGGUAUUGUCCUUCCUGCAAAAAUGAUUCUAAUGAAGUUGUAAAGGCUGGAGAAAAGCUCAAACAGAGUAAAAAGAAAGCAAAGAUGCCAUCUGCCAGUACUGAAAGCCAGAGAGACUGGGGAAAGGGCAUGGCUUGUGUUGGUCGCACUAAGGAAUGCACUAUUGUUCCUUCAAAUCAUUAUGGGCCUAUACCUGGUGUUCCUGUUGGGACAACCUGGAAAUUCAGAGUUCAGGUGAGUGAAGCAGGUGUUCACAGACCUCAUGUUGGUGGAAUCCAUGGACGCAGUAAUGAUGGAGCUUAUUCACUCGUACUAGCUGGGGGAUUUGAAGAUGAAGUGACCCUUAAACCAAAGGAUAAUCUUCUUGCACAGGAUCGAGGAGAUGAGUUCACUUACACUGGGAGUGGAGGUAGAGAUCUUUCUGGCAAUAAAAGAAUUGGAGAACAUUCAUUUGAUCAGACAUUAACACACAUGAAUAGGGCAUUGGCCCUUAACUGUGAUGCCCCAUUGGAUGAUAAAAAUGGAGCAGAGUCAAAGAAUUGGAGAGCUGGUAAACCAGUUAGGGUAGUGCGCAGCUCAAAAGGACGGCGGAUCAGCAAAUAUGCUCCAGAGGAAGGCAACAGAUAUGAUGGCAUUUACAAGGUGGUGAAAUACUGGCCAGAAAUUGGAAAAUGUGGAUUUUUAGUUUGGCGCUAUCUUCUGAGGAGAGAUGAUAUUGAGCCUGCACCUUGGACUUCAGAAGGAAUGGAGCGGUCAAAAAAGCUCGGUCUAAGUGUACAGUAUCCAGAAGGUUAUUUGGAAGCCAUGGCUAGUAAGGAGAAGAAAGAUAAGGUUAAAAAGCAAACUGUGAAACAAGAACCAACCAGCCAAAGUAAUGGAAACCAGAAGAGGACAAUUGAUGAUGCAGGUACAGAGGAGCCUACCAAUACACCCAAAGCCAUGAGGAUGGGGGAUGGAGGGAAAGGAGAAGCUUUCCAGCUGACCCAAGAGCAGCAAUGGCUGAUCAGAGAAGACUGCAUGAACCAGAAGCUGUGGGAUGAAGUACUUGCUUCUCUUAAGGAAGGACCAAAUUUUCUGAAGAAACUGGAACAAUCCUUUAUGUGUGUCUGCUGCCAGGAGUUGGUUUACCAGCCAGUGACAACAGAGUGCCUCCACAACGUCUGUAAAAGUUGUUUACAGCGCUCCUUCAGAGCCGAAGUGUUCACCUGCCCUGCCUGCCGCUAUGACCUGGGGAAGGGCUACACCAUGGCUCCCAACAAGAUCCUGCAGACACUACUGGACCAGUUCUUUCCGGGUUACAGUAAAGGGCGAUGAUGUGCUCAGUCCCUUCUGUACUUCUCCCAGUGACUUUAGAGACAGUAAAGGGGAAUAAACAUGGGAAUUCAGCAGCGGACCAGCCGUCUUGAUGGGACUCAAUAUAUUGUCACUUUUUGAAGCACCUAACCCUCUUACCCUCAUAGCCAUUUCUUGGUGUUGUGAGAACUCUAAUUCUCAGCUGUCUUUUAACAUCAAGGGUAGUUUUGGCCAGUUAACUAACAGUUUUUAAAGAAGGAAAAAAAAAAAAAAAGAAAAAAGAAAAAUAAAAGCUUCAGCUCUUACUGGCCUAGCUGAUGCUUAAUUUAUGAUUUGUUUUUUUGUGACUACCUCAGGACAGAGGAAAGUAAAUUGUGUCAAACAAUGAAACAAUGUUGGGGAUAAAAAAUAGUUAGUGAUGUUUUAGCUACACACUGCCUCCUAAAUAUUAGUUGUGCCUGGUCCAUGUGGUUUGAUUUACAAUAAAAAGGAACCCAAUAACAAAACCCAAACCAAAAGAAAACCCACAAAAAACCAGGAAAAAUAAAUAGAUUCAGCACUUAAGCCAUUUGGAUUAAACAGCAAAUUCUGUGGUGUGCAUAAUCCCUUUUUUGUCUUUUUCUUCUAUUAUGCUGUAUUUUUUUGCAAGAACGGGCUGAUUUUUAGUCUAUUUUUGUGAGCUUCAUUGUGCUUUUCUUGUAUCUUAUGCAAGUUGACUACUAAUGACUAAUGAGAACAAUAUGAAUGCAUUGUUGCUGCAUUAGUGUAAAGUGAUCCGUGUUUUUUGCACUUAAAGAGGGUAUUCAAGACACUCUAAUUGUGUAAAAAAAUAGUUCAUAUAAAAAAAGCCACUUCUGUAUUAGUUAAACUGUAUGCUUUUAGUAGGUCUUGUAUCAGUGGCAAUACAUCUACACAGCAUUAAAGGCAGUGCUAGCUAGGGUUCAAAUCGCUUCAUAUUGUGAUCUGAAAUUUUAUAUACAAUAUAUCCCUCCCCCAAAAUAUACCUUAUUAAAUAUUUUAUGAUUCAGAA